AUGGCAGGCUCCAAAACUCCAACUUCUUCUAGCAAGAGACCAGUGAUAUCCCAGAAUGAUAUAUAUGUGGCACAAUGCAAACUUUGCAUGAAAUUUAGAGAGAUUGACACACAAGAGGAGUUUGAGGAGAUCCUUCAUAAAAUCAAACAAGAGCCUUUUGAUUGUAGCAAAAAGGCUAAUUGUAGCUGUGAUGAUCCUGCUGAUAUAGAAUAUGAUUCUUCUCGGACAUGGGUCAAAUACAAGCCUAACAUUCCAAAGACUCCAAAAGGGUUCAAGAGAAUCUCAGUGCUUAGAGAUGAUUACUCUAAAUUGGACUCUUACUACAUAACACCUACAGGUAAACAACUGAGAUCCCGCAAUGAGAUAGCAUCAUAUCUUAAAGAUCUUCCACAACCCAGUGGUGUAUCUACUUUGGAUUUUGAUUUUUCAUCCCCAAAGGUCAUGCAAGACACCGUCCCAGAAUUUAUUGUGAAACCGAAAGAUUUUGCGAACAAAAAAGCCAAGAUAGCUAAAGAUGAGGUUUGAGAAAUGUCAUCACAAGGUUGCUGCAUUUUGUUGUUCUUGAUGCUAAUUAUGGUUGGUUUGUUUGUAAUAUAUUAUUUCUAGAUAUUGUAUUAUGGAAAACCAAUUCAGUGGUAUUGAAAUAAAUUUAACUUUA
Medicago truncatula (barrel medic) is the source of this 658-nucleotide messenger RNA. RefSeq names its product methyl-CpG-binding domain-containing protein 4. NCBI's taxonomy places the organism in Eukaryota, Viridiplantae, Streptophyta, Magnoliopsida, Fabales, Fabaceae. The record is from RefSeq and is a predicted model, not a curated record. The transcript has 2 exons. Gene Ontology annotation, molecular function: zinc ion binding; DNA binding. Bases 1 to 525 code for a protein of 174 amino acids.